This is a messenger RNA of Aspergillus candidus, 753 nucleotides long. RefSeq lists its product as uncharacterized. The transcript has 2 exons. Bases 381 to 578 code for a protein of 65 amino acids. NCBI's taxonomy places the organism in Eukaryota, Fungi, Ascomycota, Eurotiomycetes, Eurotiales, Aspergillaceae. The record is from RefSeq and is a predicted model, not a curated record.
CCCGAUGCAAGCACUAAGAGCAGUACUGUAUCAGAAACUGGUGUAUGCCCGUAUAGUAUGACCGUCGCGGAAAUUCCCGAUCACCCACCGAAGAUGUGAAGGGACCCCGGGAGCACCCGAGAUUAACUAGCCCGAUGAUACCAUACACCGGCUGCUCGGUUGAUAUCAAGUACCGUAUUGUUACAUUAUCCCGAAGGAUCAAUUGAAUACGAUCGUCGCUGUGCUAUUGCUUAUCUCGAUGCUCGACCUGGAAUUAUAGAAUGUCGUCUGAUGAAGAGCCACCUCCAUUUUCACAUUGAUGAUGUGUUGACCGGCAUGAUCGUCCAUAGUGGAGCCUGCCAGGUGGAUGGAUUCCACCCUGAAAUGUCUGACUCUGGUUGAUGUUACAUAAGCUGUUCUAUUUCUUCACAUGGAUUGAUAUAUUGCAUUAUUGUCUUGUCUGGUUCUUCAAACGACAUAUUCUGCAACUGACAAUGUACGACUUAGUAGGCGGGUCAUGUGUGACACAGGUGCAGAAAGUGGAACUCUCCCUAUUGUCCUGUUGCUGGUUUGGGGUGUUGACGAAUCCUGACGAGUAGGGAUCAAACAUGGCUGAUUUCAAUACAUCAUUGUUAGAGAUUUGUAGAUCGAGGACCGUGGGCGCGGGAAUGGCGAUCCUUUAUUUAGCAGUUUCAGGGGUGUCUUGUUCCAUUGAUGUCUAUCCUAUUAGUGGGAAAUAUUUUAAUAAAACAGAAGAAAGAUCGUAUGAGGUAA